Molecule: messenger RNA, 1408 nt
Organism: Dendrobium catenatum
Lineage: Eukaryota; Viridiplantae; Streptophyta; Magnoliopsida; Asparagales; Orchidaceae
Product: U-box domain-containing protein 3
Exons: 2
Coding region: 144-1262 (372 amino acids)
Cellular component (GO): nucleus; cytoplasm
Molecular function (GO): protein binding
Source: RefSeq, a predicted model, not a curated record
CCUGGGGAUUUUAUCCGCCAUCCAAACCACCGCGGUUUCCGUUUCUGGAAGCUUAAGAAGAUGAGAAUGGAAGAGCGGUGAAUAGUAAGCAAGAAAUUCGGACUUGUAGAGAGGAGAAGGAGAGGAAGAAGACCGUCGUGGAGAUGUGCCAAAACCCUAAUCCGUCCUUUGGACCGAACCAUAAUGGCCUCCCUAGCCCUAGCAACCCGAAGGAGGAUCGGGAGCUCAAGAGACAGGUACAGGUGAAAGAGUUCGCGUUGGUGCUGGCCAAUAGUGAUGUGGCCGUGCGUGUUCAGGCAGCUAGGGAUAUCCGUAAGAUUGUCCGUGGAUCUCCUAGAGGGCGUUCGGCCUUCGCAGUACCCGCGAUUAUUCAGCCCCUUGUCGCCAUGCUACAAUCGGCCGAUCACGUUUCAAGGGAGUCGGCGCUUCUUGCUCUUCUUAACAUGGCAGUUCGCAAUGAACGAAACAAGGAAAAGCUAGUGUCAAGUGGUACUGUUCCACUUCUUGUUGAAAUGUUAGGGUCUGAUAAUACUCUAAAAGAGAUGGCCACUGCAGCAAUUCUCACCUUAUCAGCUUCAAAAUCCAAUAAAUCAACCAUUGCCGCCUCAGGCGCAACGCCUCUGCUCGUUAAUAUUCUUAUAUCUGGAAGCAUUCAAGGCCGGGUCGACGCCGUAACCGCACUUUACAACCUCUCCGAUUGUCACGAAAAUGGCACCGACGAUCUUUUUCUCUCCGCCGAAGCCGUAAUUCCACUUCUCACCCUCCUCAAAGACAGCAAGAAAUACUCCAAAUUUGCUGCUAAAACCACUGCUCUUCUUUCCAUCCUUUCUGAAUCAGAAGAAGGGAGAUGCGCCAUUUCAGAAGUGCAAGGUGGGAUUCUAACUAUCGUCGAAACCGUCGAAGAAGGCUCAUUGCUUAGCACCGAACACGCAGUUCGCAUCCUUCUUUCGCUGUGUCGAAGCAACAGGGAGAAGUACAGGGAACUCAUUCUGAAUGAAGGUCCCAUCCCAGGUCUGUUUCUAUUGACAGUAGAGGGCACAAAGAAGGCUUGUAAUUAUUCUCAUGACCUUCUAAAGCUGCUUAGAUAUGAUUCCCAGUCAAAGAAAUCAGAAUCUAAGGAGAUAGAAGCAAUUGAUUACAGUAACAAAGCAGAAGAAACAGCAAAAAUGUUGCUUCAAGACAUGGUUAGAAGAAACAUGGAAGAAAAUAUUAAGAAGCUUCAGCUCAGCAGUGCAGCAACAAGCAGUCAAGCCCACAGUUGAUUGAAGAAACUUCCUACUUUUGUAGUGUUCAAAGUUUGGUAUGUUUUGAAUCUACUGAUAUUGAUUCUUGUUUUUUAGGGUUUCUUUUCAUGGUUUGUAAAGUGUAUUAUAUAGUGUUGGAUCUAAUGGUUUUUUUUUUUUUUUUU